Mercenaria mercenaria is the source of this 1053-nucleotide messenger RNA. RefSeq lists its product as uncharacterized. Gene Ontology annotation, molecular function: protein dimerization activity. The transcript is spliced from 2 exons. Lineage: Eukaryota; Metazoa; Mollusca; Bivalvia; Venerida; Veneridae. Bases 309 to 842 code for a protein of 177 amino acids. The record is from RefSeq and is a predicted model, not a curated record.
GCUAAUGAUGUAAGAUCCAUCGCUUAUGACGAUAUAUCAAACCAGCUUCCUGACGACAUAACUGCAGUCGGCCAGACCACUAAGUGCUACAUCAGGGAACACGAAGAUGACCUGACUGACGAUCAACUGGACAAGUUCUUCAGGUAUGUACAUGUAAGGUUGGCAUAAAUUCUCAUCUUAGAAUGACUUCAUUUUAAAAGUGUAAGAGAAUAUCAUUAUGUUUUACACAUAAAUAAUGUUGAUACUUUCAAACAUACUGCUGAUAUUUCAGGUCAGUUCGGGCCUUCUAUCAAGCAACAGUGAAAAAGAUGCUGAAGCACUUCCCCUUUGAUGACCCAGUCCUCCAGGACUCCAGUUUCCUGGUUCCUACCAGCUGGGAAGAGAUCGAACAAGAUGCAGUUGUGAGACUAGGAAGAAGAUUUCCUGGUAUAAUCCACCCAGAGGACCUGGAUCAACUUGAGGAGGAGUAUGGGGACCUCCAGGUGCUCAGAUCCAACGUACUUCCAGAGUAUGAUGAGCACACCAAGCUGGACGAGUACUGGGGAAAACUGGCAUCCAUGAGGAACAAAAUAACAGGAAAGUCCAGAUUUCCAACACUGACCAGAUUGGCCUGUGCUUUACUGACAAUACCUAACAGCAAUGCUGACUGUGAACGCACAUUUAGCUGUGUAAGAAAAGUUCAGACUGAGCUGAGGAGUGAUCUGGACAGUACAACAAUCACUGCUCUGUUGUCCUGUAAGAUAAUCAGGGACAGGAAAUGUUAUGACUUAAAUAUAAGUGAUGACCUGAGACUUCAGUCAAAGAAGGCAACACACAAAUAUAACAAAGAACUGUGUAAAUAAAGGAAUGAAAAACUCAAAAGUGUUAAUGUAGACAGCAUUAUUUUAUAUUAAAUUAGAAAACUAAAACUUUUCAUGUAUCAUGAAAUAAAAUUAAACAAAUAAGAUCAUGUGUUUUCAAUAUAGAGUGUGUUAAAGCAAGACAAAGGAGAGUGGACCUGAAAUUCAUAUAAAUGGUCUCAGAAAGCACCAGAAUGCAUAUUUUCAUGUAUAU